This is a messenger RNA of Agrilus planipennis (emerald ash borer), 2243 nucleotides long. RefSeq lists its product as uncharacterized. NCBI's taxonomy places the organism in Eukaryota, Metazoa, Arthropoda, Insecta, Coleoptera, Buprestidae. The record is from RefSeq and is a predicted model, not a curated record. Bases 815 to 2107 code for a protein of 430 amino acids. The transcript has 5 exons.
AUUUAAAUUGAUUUAAUGACAAAAAGUGACACAUAAAAAAGUCAGUUUUAGGAGAAAUUUCAAAAUUUUAGUGCAAACGUACUUCUUAAAAACUAUUUCAAAUGUUGAAGAAAUUUGCAGAUUGUCCAGAAUGUCGAAAUUGUUUAGCUUUGGAUUUCGCGGUUGUUCAAAACGGUUUGUCAAUUCUUUGCGAAAUGUCCCGAAAACAUAAAUUAAGAGUAGCCAAAGUGGUGGCCACAUUUAUAACAAUAUUUUUUAGGAGGUUCUUCGAUUCCUUAUUUUCGAAACGACAUAUUGUAACAAAAAAUAUUUUUAGGGGAUUGAAAGAGAGGACGGUACUGCCAUAUUCAGACGAGCCCAAUUGGCCAAUCAUAGUUUUAUGUGGUUUCAUUGUGUACUUCAUAAUGGCAGAUAUAUAUCCUUACUACCUUCGGCAAAGGGACAGAAACAUUGGUUUCGCAGGGUGAAAUGUCUUGUAAAAAAAUUCUAAACUAACACUAUCAAGUGUUUGUCAAUAAAUCACAUUUGAAAUAAAAUCAUGAUUCAUUUUUAAUUAUCUGUUCGAUUGACAAGUUACUGAAAUGUCAAGAUGAAUUUUACGGCAUCAUUGUCAAUGUUAAAAUAACAAAAUCUCGGUUUAGUAUAAUUUCAAUAAUAUUUGCAUGAUAAAGAUUAAUUUUAUAUCGACUGUAACAUCUUGAAACAUUUUUUUAUUUGCGAAAUUGUUUCCGAAGAAGUAAACAUCUGAUACAUUUAUAGGGAGAAUGACAGGGGUCUGACCAAGACUUGAACAAAAACCCUUUGAAGUUGUAAAAUGAAUAUAGCUGUUGGAUCUUCUGCAACGGUUCUUACAAUUAUUUUAAGGCGUGUUCUUGACAAAAAUCGUAUCAUGGCAAUUACCAGGAGCAAUGCACCCACAAAAUUUAUCACAGGAUGUUUACCUGCAAUUCUAGGAUUACUUCGCCCAUCAUUGGGAGUCAUAGCUUGUGGACUGUACUACAUUUUGAAAGGUAUUUCAAAGGGGCUGAUGGUCGUUAGCAGAAGAAGGCGAGCAGGCAACCGCCCGAAGAAACACCUCCACAAGUCCUGGUUACUUAAAAACCUAUCGGAAGGGACCAACGAAAAGAAGAAGGAUGCACUGAAGUACCUUUGCACAGACAUUACAGAAAUGUCCUCCACGUCUAAAACAAGUUUUCAAAAGAUCGGUGAAGUGUCAAACGAUACAAAUUCUAACACUUCAGGAUCUCUUCCAGGCACCAAAAAGAAGAAAUCUAAAACACCUCGUCGUGCUCCUUCAAAGGUUUCUAAAUUGUGUUUGGACCGAAGAAGUAGCUGUUGUCUGAGACAUUCCAAGUCUAGUAUGUCUCAAAAACGGUCAAUUGCUGAUUAUAAAGACAGCAAGACUGUUGGCAUAUACUACAGAAAACGUGUAACCCAAAAUGGCCCGGACGAAGACGAAUUAGAUGAUCCUCAACUAGAAGCUCAACUUUUUAAGAAGUAUUGUACAUCGCAAGCUGAUCUGAACAUCCUUGCAAGUAACAAGGAUGUUGCCCAAGCACAAACAAGAAGUAGUAAUUCUAUUAGAAAUAAAUUAUACAUCAAGCAAGUUGGUAGCCGUGAAGAAGAUGCUACCUCCAACAGUUUAACGACUUCUGAUUUGGAUCAUUCCAAACGUUCAGUUCCAAUCACCGACAGUGGUGGAAACACAACAACAAAUGAAGAAGCUUCCUGUGUGAAUGACAGAAGAAGUAAGACUGAAGGACUAAAUGAUCAAGCAAUCUUUUUCGCUGACAAUAUGGAUUAUGCCACAUCUUUGCAUGCCACCGAAUCCUAUAUGAUGACAAGACAAAGGAGAAGGCUGAAAAGGAACAGGAAAUACAAGAGCUAUUUUACAGAUAAGAAGUGUAAAUACAAAAGAAAGAGACCAAGUUGUAGGCUUUGUCUUGAGGAGCUACGAAAACUGAAAGCUCUUUCUACGAAAGCCGCGGCAUUAAGGAAAGCUUCGAGGAGAAGGGGAAAGAAGAUUUCUACUCGUAGUUCGGAUUUGAAAUCUACAAGAAGUGGAAGGAUCUAUGCUGGAAGGCUGAGGAAAUUAAAAAGAACGUAGAAAAUGACUAAACUGGCUAUUUUGCGUAUUUUGGAGAGGUUGAGUCGAAAUGAAGUUAACACUUUGUGAAAAAACACAAAAAAGAAAAUUUUAUGUUGUUUAAAAUUGAAUGGAAAAUUAGACGCAUUUAAUAAAU